AUUCUUUGUACCGUUGGGUGCACACAUGCAGUAGUCGCGCCCGUCUCCUGCUCCCGGCAGAGUUCCCCAGCAUGCUGUUUGAGAGCUUUGACGCGGUGUGCGCCCUGGCCACCCUCGCCGCCUGCCUGCUGUCCGUGGCCCUCCUCCUGGCCGUGUCCCAGCAGCUGUGGCAACUCCGCUGGGCAGCCACCAGAGACAAGAGCUGCAAGCUGCCCAUCCCCAGGGGCUCCAUGGGCUUCCCCCUGGUCGGGGAGACCUUCCACUGGAUCGCGCAGGGAUCGGGUUUCCAGUCCUCCCGGCGAGAGAAGUAUGGCAACGUGUUCAAGACCCACUUGCUCGGUCGCCCCCUGAUCAGGGUGACGGGGGCCGAGAACGUCAGGAAGAUCCUUAUGGGCGAGCAUCACCUGGUCAGCACGGAGUGGCCCCGGAGCACUCGGGUGUUACUGGGGCCCAACAGCCUGGCCAACUCCAUCGGGGAUAUCCACAGACACAAGCGGAAGGUGUUUUCCAAAAUCUUCAGCCACGAGGCGUUGGAGACCUAUCUUCCCAAAAUCCAGCUGGUGAUCCAGGACACCCUGAGGGUGUGGAGCAGUAACCCCGAGCCCAUCAACGUCUACUUCGAGGCUCAGAAGCUGACAUUCCGCAUGGCCAUCCGCGUUCUCCUCGGCUUCCGCCUCUCCAGCGAGGAGCUCAGUAAUCUCUUCGAGGUGUUCCAGAAGUUUGUGGAGAACGUCUUCUCCUUGCCUGUCGACGUCCCCUUCAGCGGCUACAGAAGGGGCAUUCGAGCGAGGGAGACUCUAUUGAAAAGUUUGGAGAAAGCCAUUGAGGAGAAGCUGCGGAGCACCCAAGGAAAGGACUAUACGGACGCCCUGGAUGUACUGAUCGAGAGCGGGAAGGAGCAUGGCAAGGAGCUGACAAUGCAAGAACUCAAGGAUGGAACGCUGGAGCUGAUAUUUGCAGCCUAUGCCACCACCGCCAGCGCCAGCACCUCGCUCAUCAUGCAGCUCCUCAAACACCCGAACGUCUUGGAGAAGCUUCGCGAGGAGCUGCGGGGGAACGGCAUCUUACACAACGGCUGCGUCUGCGAGGGCGCCCUGCGCGUGGACACCAUCAGCAGCCUGCACUACCUGGACUGCGUCAUCAAGGAACUCCUGCGCCUCUUCAGUCCCAUCUCGGGGGGUUACAGGACCGUGCUGCAGACCUUCGAGCUGGAUGGUUUCCAGAUACCCAAAGGAUGGAGCGUUUUAUACAGCAUCCGGGACACGCACGACACAGCUCCCGUCUUUAAGGAUAUCGACGUCUUUGACCCCGACCGGUUUGGCCGAGAUCGCACAGAAGACAAAGACGGCAGGUUCCAUUACCUGCCGUUCGGCGGCGGAGUCCGGAACUGUUUGGGCAAGCAGCUGGCAAAGCUGUUCUUGAAGACCUUGGCGAUCGAAUUGGCCAGCAUGAGCCGGUUUGAGCUGGCUACGAGGACUUUCCCCAAAAUCAUGCCGGUCCCCGUGGUCCACCCCUCCGGCGAGCUGAAGGUCAGGUUCUUUGGACUCGAUUCUAACCAAAAUGAAAUUAUGACAGAGACAGAAGCCAUGUUGGGCGCCACCGUGUAGCCUUCCACCCCACCCCCACCCAAAAAAAAAUAUUACUCUUGAAUAUUUUCUUCAGUUUUUUUUUUCCAUCCAGGAGAAGACAAAACGAAAUAUAAGCACACAGUAUAAAAAAAACAAAAAACAAACCGAGACUAUAACUACAAAGAGAAAUAUAUCUACAAUACUAACUGAAAAUAUAUCGAGCCACCAAUCAAAGAACACGCGUGGAUUGCUUACAUAUAUAACGGAGCCAGGGUUAUGAAUCCUGCUGCAGAAAGGACAUACCGAGGACUCUCGCUUGGGGAAGAACUUUUACCGGCCUAGACUCUGACGCUGGUAGAUCCUGUGAUGCCCCACCAGAGGUUUACGAGAACAUUCCCCCCAUGCUCGCUCCCUUCUUUUACUCCACAGUGUUACGUACAUCAGGGAUAACAGGGUCUUUUGUUCUGUUGUUUCUACGCCUGCCUUAUUUUUAUUGUCUAAAA
This is a messenger RNA of Spea bombifrons (plains spadefoot toad), 2071 nucleotides long. RefSeq names its product cytochrome P450 26B1. Gene Ontology annotation, molecular function: iron ion binding; monooxygenase activity; heme binding. NCBI's taxonomy places the organism in Eukaryota, Metazoa, Chordata, Amphibia, Anura, Pelobatidae. Gene Ontology annotation, biological process: sterol metabolic process. Bases 72 to 1607 code for a protein of 511 amino acids. The record is from RefSeq and is a predicted model, not a curated record. The transcript has 6 exons.